CAACUGCGGCUUCAUUAAUUAAAUGGAUUCCGGCAGCCUGCACUCUUCCAGCACCGCCGGCGAUGACGAGUACGAUUCACGCGCCGCCGCCGCCUCCUUUUUCCAGUACGACCCAUUUCCCAACUUCAUAACAACGGCGCCGCCCGUCCACCAAAAUCCAUUUCCGACCACCCUACCCGGAUCCGACCCAAAUCCAGCUCCACCUGAACUCACCAACCCGCCGCCGCGGAAUCCGAGGAAGAGAUCCAGGCCCUCCAGGCGGGCUCCGACCACCGUGAUGACGACGGACACCGCUAAUUUCAGAGCUAUGGUUCAGGAGUUUACUGGGGUUCCAUCCCCGCCGUUGGAUCUGUACGGUUCCAGAUCACUCUUCCAGGCGCCGCAGGAUAUCCUCCGCCGUCCAUUAGCCCGGAAUAAUCCUCAAUCUCCGCCGGCGUUCCUCCAUUCUUCUCCGACCAACAGCAUAAUCUCUUCGAUUUCGUCAACAAUCGGAACUGAUCCAAUCAAUCACCAAUUAUUUCUCCCCCAACAAAACCCUAAAUUUCUCACCUCAAAUCCACCUCCCACGGCUGACUCCAAACCCCAUUCAAUUCAUUCGAGAUCCGACCUGGCGUCCUCGUCACGGCCUCUUGCCUACAAACCCUAAUUUCUUCCCUCAAUCAAAUUCCAGCAGCGGAGAACAACAACAACAACAACAACGAUGAAGGAGAUCGAACCUGCAGGUUCGUCAAUAUUAGUCAAAAAAUGAGGGAGGGAUCUGCUGCAGGCAUGAUGGAACCGUGGAUAUGCUCGUCGUCAGAGUAGGAAUCAUUACUGCAGCGAAACUACUGUGAUGAUUACAAACUUUGAAUUGAAUGCAAAAGCUGAUAUUGUUCAUCUCCUCAUCUUAUCUCAUAUCUUUAACCUUGAUUUUCAUGAUCA
Molecule: messenger RNA, 921 nt
Organism: Andrographis paniculata
Lineage: Eukaryota; Viridiplantae; Streptophyta; Magnoliopsida; Lamiales; Acanthaceae
Product: proline-rich receptor-like protein kinase PERK10
Exons: 1
Coding region: 23-646 (207 amino acids)
Source: RefSeq, a predicted model, not a curated record